This is a messenger RNA of Monopterus albus (swamp eel), 4388 nucleotides long. RefSeq names its product Scm like with four mbt domains 1 (gene sfmbt1). Gene Ontology annotation, cellular component: nucleus. Gene Ontology annotation, biological process: negative regulation of DNA-templated transcription. Bases 297 to 2771 code for a protein of 824 amino acids. Lineage: Eukaryota; Metazoa; Chordata; Actinopteri; Synbranchiformes; Synbranchidae. The record is from RefSeq and is a predicted model, not a curated record. The transcript has 21 exons. Gene Ontology annotation, molecular function: chromatin binding; histone binding.
AUUGGAAUGAGGUCGUGAACGAGAACUGCGUCAAGCUCGCGAGACUCUGCUAGAACAAUACCGGAAGUAGAGGGAUUUUAUUAUCAACACAAAAAGCUCCGCUGUUGCUUGGACGACACUUGUAACGCCAGCUCUUGCAACCAUUUUAUUGUGAAACAUUUAACUGGGACUCCCGGUUUUUACUCGCGGUGAUUAACAUUAGUGCGAGCGAGCAGGCGGAGAGGAACGGCAUCUAAAAACCGACUUGGAAAAACUACUUAGCGAGCUCCUUGUCUCAGCCUUGAGGAGGCACCAGCAUGAGUCAGGAGUCACUGGAGUCUGAUGGAGACUCUGCUCAGGAUGUAUGUGACUUCAACUGGGAUGACUACCUGGAGGAGUCUGGAACCGUGUCUGUGCCCCAUCACGCCUUCAAACAUGUGGAUCAGGGCCUGCAGACGGGCCUUACUCCAGGCAUGAAGCUGGAGGUGUGUUUACGUUCAGAGGCCGACAGCCCUUACUGGGUGGCUAACAUCAUCACCACAUGUGGCCAGUUGCUGCUGCUGCGCUACGAGGGGUACCAGGAUGACCGGCAUGCUGACUUCUGGUGUGACAUCAUGACGGCAGACCUCCACCCGCUGGGCUGGAGCCGGCAGCAUGGCAAGAUCAUGAGAGCACCUGAAGGUGUACGUGAGAAGCACCAGCACUGGGAGGUUCUGCUGGAAAAGGCCCUGGCUGAAGAGUGCAGCGUGCCUGCCAACCUGCUGGAAUUGCCCCAGCGUGGUAGAGACCCAGUGGAGCUCCUGUGCAUGGGCAGCUAUGUGGAGCUCCAGGACAACAUUGACCCGGGGCUGGCCUGGGCUGCUGAGGUGAAGGAGAACGUCGGGGGGAGGCUGAAGCUGCGCCUGGUAGGCACCGAGGGCCUCCCAGACACACCUGCAACCCUGUGGCUCUUUUACCUCCACCCACGCCUCCACCCACCUGGCUGGGCCAAAGAGCACAGCUGCACCCUCAGGCCUCCAUCAGAUCUGUUGGCGCUGCGGACUGAGGAUGAGUGGGAGGAGGUGAAACAGAGGAUCAGUGACCUGCCUCAGGAUGAAGCUCUGACUGCAGAGUUCAGUAAGGAUCAACCUACCAUUGCUGCUCAUUGUUUCAAGAAAGGGAUGAAGCUGGAGGCUGUUGACCCUGCUGCUCCUAUUUCCAUCAGACCUGCCACUGUCGCCAAGGUGUUCAAUGAGCAGUACUUCCUGGUGACCAUGGAUGAUCUUUGUGGUAUUGAGGAGUCAGAGGCUACAGGGCGGUCCUUUCUGUGCCACAGAGACAGUCCUGGGAUCUUCCCUGCUCAGUGGAGCCUUAAAAAUGGGCUCCCUCUGAGCCCCCCACCAGGAUACCAGGGUCCAGACUUUGACUGGGCAGAUUACCUGAAACAGUGUGAGGCAGAGGCUGCUCCUCAGCAUUGUUUCCCAACUGAACAGUGUGACCACAGCUUCAAAGAGGCCAUGAAACUGGAGGCUGUCAACCCCCUGUCACCUGAGAACAUUCACGUGGCAACUGUCGCCAGGGUCAAAGGGCAGUAUCUUUGGCUCACCUUGGAAGGACUGAAGCAGCCCGUGCCAGAGCUGAUAGUUCAUGUGGACUCUCUCGACAUCUUCCCUGUCAGCUGGUGUGAGACAAACGGCUAUCCGCUUGUCUACCCAUUCAAGCCCUCAGUUGAGAAAGAGAGAAAGAUUGCUGUGGUGCAGCCAGAAAAACACAGAACUUCACCUAAGUCUUCAUCACCAGACAUGGUUAAGCAGCAGAUGGCCAGCCAUUCAGAGACAGGUGCUGGGCAGAGCAACGGUAAAUACUGCUGUCCUAAGAUCUACUUCAACCACCGCUGUUUCUCAGGGCCUUACCUCAACAAGGGACGCAUUGCAGAACUGCCUCAGUUCAUCGGCCCUGGAAACUGUGUCCUUGUGCUCAAAGAGGUAUUGACACUGCUGAUAAACUCAGCAUACAAGCCCAGCCGUGUGCUGAGAGAGCUGCAGCUGGACCAGGAGAGCCGCUGGCAAGGCCAUGGAGAGACACUCAAAGCCAAGUACAAAGGAAAGAGUUACCGGGCCACUGUGGAAAUCGUUCGCACUGCAGACCGUGUAGCAGACUUCUGCAGGAAGACCUGCAUCAAGUUAGAAUGCUGCCCGAACCUGUUUGGACCUCGCAUGGUUCUGGAGCGCUGCUCAGAGAACUGCUCUGUCCUGACCAAGACCAAAUAUACAUAUUACUAUGGAAAGAAGAAGAGUAAACGGGUUGGUCGUCCACCCGGGGGCCACUCCAACCUGGAGGGAGGAGUAAAGAGAAGAUUUGCUGACCUCGUCACCCAGGGCAGUGGAGAGGAAGAAGAUCUGGAUGAAGACGACUCCCUGAGUGAAGACUCCGGCUCUGAGCUGCAAGACGAUCUCCAGGAUGAUUCUGAACAAUCCGUCGGGAAGUCUCAGCCCACCACACCGUCCCCAUCCCCACCAGCAACACCUAGGCCCACACGCCGACGCCGGAAGCCCUGCUCACCCUCUUUCUCCGAUGAUGAGAAUCGCCCUCCUUCACCUAAGACCUCAAAGACUGAGCUGCCUCAGAAGUUGUGUUUGGACACUAGCCCCCUGGAGUGGAGCGUUACUGAUGUGGUUCGCUUCAUCAGGACCACUGACUGUGCACCUCUUGCAAGGAUUUUUUUGGAUCAGGAGAUUCUGGGACCGGCCAUCAAACUGUGCCACCACAUCGAGAGGGUCAAGCUGGCAUUUUAUCAACAGUUUGCUACGUAGCUCAUGGGGAAUGAACAUGGGACGUGGCUACAUCCUGUUUGGUGUUUUAAUCCUGUGAACAACAUGACUUUUCAGACACUGGACAUCCUUUAGAAACCUGCGUAUAUCAUUGUGUUGGACGAGCAUGAACAUAAGAUGGACAAAGCAACAUUUAUUGAUCCUUGGAACAAAAGAGCAGAGAACUAGGGUCAAAAACUCUUUAGGAAAGGCAGAGGGAAGGACAGAAAGAGAAGAAUUCAAGGCACUUUGAUGCCAUAAAUAAGUGUUAAUGCCUUUAUUAAAUUCAACAUGUUUUGACUUAAAAGUAAUCCAUAAUCAAGGACUUUGUUUUAAGUUGUUGAUGUUUAGUCAUGUCCUUAUUAGGGCUUUUUACCUACCGUGCUUUCUAAUUUUUUUGGAUUCUCCUCUAAGUGACUAAGCACCAGUGCUUCAUCUCCACAGGUCUGUUGCAUCAUUUGUGAUUUCUAAUCUGCCUUGACAUUUCUAAAAGGGAAUACCAUGGAUUCACAGCUUUUACUUGUCAUACUAAUCUCUAGAAUAUUUGGUAUCUGCUGGGCAACAUUUACUGUUGGCUGCUGGAGUCAGAAAAGAGGUGGACUUGCUGCUUAUUCUGGUGAUUUCACACUGAACAUUUUUAGUGCAGAUAAGUGUAAGCACAUGACAGCAGAAGCACUUAAAAACAGAUUUUCACAAAAUCUAUUUUAUUUCUAGAGCACCGAGCCUUUGUCGUGCAUUUUCUAGCUUUUAAAGAUUCCCUUAUAUUCUCAAAGAUCAUUUGGCACAUUAAGCAAAAAUAAAAAAAGUGUUUGUACAGUCAACUACAAGUUGCAUACAAUUAAUGAACAAUUAACAUGUGGCUUGAAAGACAAAGGUAAUGGUAAAUAAGAUAUACUGAUACUAGAUUUGAUAGAACAGUCGGUGAUUGUUGCAAGCCAUGAAAUUAGACUGUCAACACUAGACCUGUAUACUGUAUCAGCACCAUGUUGUCCAGCUGAAUCACAGUACAAGGAGGUUCAUCUUAAGAGAUAAAAUUGCUUUGUUGUUUAAGCUUGUACAGUAUGUAAGAGCAGUUUACAGGGCAAGGAUUCUAUAAUGCAAGCACAAGUGAAACCAUGUACUGUACAGUAGUAUGCAAAUAUGACAGUGCAUGUUUGUAUAUAGUGUAUAUAAUCAAAUAUCUUCUAGUGCAACAGGGUGAAUAGAAAAUAAGUCUACUGAGCCACUAACUUCCUGCAAAAGCAAUGAGCAAAUGCCCAAAUAUACAGUAGGUUUGCACAGAAUAGGCCUAAAUGUUAUCAUAUGGGAAGAAAGGUUGAAACUAAUUCAGCAACAGUUGAUUAUUUGAGCAGUUUAAUAUCAGCGGUUUAUCACUUAACAUUUAACUUAAUUGGGCCAUUUGAAAAGCAAGAUUUUCAAAAUGCAUUUGUAAAUCAGAUUAACCCUUUUUACCUGCUCUUUAAAUGUGAUUUUCUGUAAUGUGCUUCAUUUGAAACUUUUUAUUCUUUUGCUUGUAGUUACAGCUGUUCUCAAAGCAACGGACCAGAUUUUUUAUUUCAUGUUUGAAGGUUACAGCUGCUAUUUAAAGAGUGCACUGCAAUAAAGACGGUGGACAACGAA